This is a messenger RNA of Populus euphratica (Euphrates poplar), 2587 nucleotides long. Its product is annotated as probable disease resistance protein At4g27220. Lineage: Eukaryota; Viridiplantae; Streptophyta; Magnoliopsida; Malpighiales; Salicaceae. Gene Ontology annotation, molecular function: ADP binding; protein binding. The record is from RefSeq and is a predicted model, not a curated record.
AUGGAAAGAGCAAGGUAUGAAGAAGUAAAAGAGCAAGUGCAGGUUGGUGCUGGAGCUAGAUCUUCUAAAAGUCUAAAAUACAACAAGAGUAGAGGAGUUCCAUUACCUACUAGCUCUACAAAGCCAGUGGGUCAAGCAUUUGAAGAGAAUACGAAGGAGAUAUGGUCUUUGUUAAUGGAUGAUAAAGUCUCAACCAUUGGCAUUUAUGGGAUGGGAGGGGUUGGUAACGCAACAAUAUUCAAACAUAUUUAUAAUGAGCUUCUACAAAGACCAGAUAUUUGUGAUCAUGUUUGGUGGGUGACGUCUCAAGAUUUUAGCAUUACUAGAUUGCAGAAUCUCAUUGCUAAAAGUCUUCAUCUAGACCUUUCAAGUGAAGAUGAUGAUCUGGAUAGAGCUGUUAAAUUGUCAGAAGAACUAAGUACGAAACAAAAAUGGAUUCUCAUUUUAGAUGAUUUGUGGAACAAUUUUGAACUUGAUGAAGUGAGAAUUCCUGUGUUGUUGAAAGGAUGCAAGCUGAUUAUGAUAACUAGAUCAGAAAUGGUUUGUCAUCGGAUGGCUUGCCGCCACAAAAUCAAAGUGAAGCUACUUUUUGAAGGAGAAGCUUGGACUUUGUUCAUGGAAAAACUUGGAUGUGACAUAGCCCUUUUACCGGAAGUGGAAAGAAUUGCGAAAGAUAUUGCUGGAGAAUGUGCUGGUUUGCCGUUGGGAAUUAUUACAGUGGCAGGAAGCUUGAGGGGAGUGGAUGACCCACAUGAGUGGAGAAAUACAUUGAACAAAUUGAGAGAAUCAAAAUUUAGGGACAUAGAUGAGAAAGUAUUCAAGUUAUUGUGGUUUAGUUAUGAUCGGUUAGGUGAUUUAGCACUACAACAAUGUCUCUUGUACUGUGCAUUAUUUCCUGAAGAUGAUAUGAUUGAAAGGGAGGAGUUGAUAGGUUAUUUGAUCGACGAGGGAAUAAUUAAUGGAAAGAGAAGAAGGGGAGAUGCAUUUGAUGAGGGACAUACGAUGCUUAAUAGACUUGAAAAUGUCUGCCUAAUGGAAAGUGUAAAAAUAGGGUAUAAUGGUAGUAAACGUGUCAAGAUGCAUGACUUGAUUAGGGACAUGGCCAACCAAAUAGAAAACUCUAAAGUCAUGGUUAAAGCAGGUGCGCAAUUAAAAGAGAUACCAGAUGCAGAGGAGUGGACAGAGAAUCUCACAAGAGUCUCACUAAUGCGAAACCAGAUCGAAGAAAUUCCUUCUAGCCAUUCACCAAUGUGUCCAAAUUUGUCAUCUCUAAUUUUACGUGAGAAUGAAGAGCUGCGAUUGAUUGCGGAUUCAUUUUUCAAGCAAUUACAUGGGCUCAAGGUCCUCGAUCUGUCUUGCACAAGUAUUGAAAAUUUGCCAGACUCUGUCUCUGAUUUGGUGAGUCUCACAGCAUUAUUGCUCAAUGAUUGUGAGAAAUUAAGACGUGUUCCAUCAUUAAAGAAGCUAAGGGAAUUGAGAAGGUUGGAUCUCUCUUGCACUACACUUGAAAAGAUGCCUCAAGGAAUGGAAUGCCUAACCAACCUAAGGUAUCUUAGAAUGAAUGGAUGUGGUGAAAAGGAGUUUCCUAGUGGGAUAUUACCAAAACUCUCUCACCUGCAAGUCUUUGUACUAGAGGAAACGUCAAUUGAUCAAAGAUAUGCUCCGAUAACAGUUAAAGGAAAGGAAGUAGUAUCCUUGAGAAAUUUGAAAAGUUUGGAAUGCCAUUUCGAAGGUCUAUCUGACUUCGUGGAGUAUCUCAGAUCUUGGGAUGGGAUUCAAUCAUUAAGCACAUAUAAAAUUUUAGUAGGAAUGGUGGAUAUAAAUUAUUGGUUUGACAGUGAUUAUUUGCCAGGUAAAACAGUUGGGUUGGGUAAUUUGAGUAUCAACGGAGAUGGAGAUUUUCAGGUCAUGUUCUUAAAUGGCAUUCAAGGACUGGUUUGCGAAUGCAUCGAUGCAAGAAGUUUAUGUGAUGUUUUGUCAUUAGAGAAUGCAACUGAACUGGAGUUCAUCCGCAUUUGGGAUUGCAAUAGCAUGGAGAGCUUGGUUUCAUCUUCUUGGUUCUGCUCUGCACCACCACGAUUGCCAUCAUAUAAUGGUAUGUUUUCUGGUCUUAAAGAGUUUUAUUGUAGAGGAUGUAAGAGUAUGAAGAAGGUGUUCCCACUUGUGUUGCUGCCAAACCUCGUAAACCUGGAAGUGUUUAGUGCUGAGCGUUGUGAGAAAAUGGAGGAGAUAAUAGGAACAACAGAUGAAGAAAGCAGCACCUCCAAUUCCAUCACGGAAGUCAUUCUCCCAAAGUUAAGAACUUUGGAAUUGUAUCUUUUACCAGAAUUGAAAAGCAUUUGCAGUGCAAAACUGAUUUGCAAUUCUCUUGAAGGUAUUCAUGUAACGUCUUGUGAGAAGCUGAAGAGGAUGCCAAUUGGUCUUCCGUUGCUUGAAAAUGGCCAGCCAUCUCCUCCCCCUUCUUUUAAAUACAUCACGGUAUAUCCAGAAGAAUGGUGGGAGACAGUAGUGGAGUGGGAGCAACCUAAUGCCAAGGAUGUCCUUCGUCCCUUUGUACUGUUUUGGUAGGAGGAGACUACUGUAAGCA